GAAGCUGCGGGGCCGCUCCUUUCUCCCGCCCGCCCGGGAGCUGCGGGGGCACCGGUCGGGGGGCGACCACCCGGUGGGCCCGCCCCGCUAAGGACACCGCUCCCCGGGCCGCUCCUUCUUACCCCUGCGGCCCCGCGGACAGGCCUUCGGCCCCCCUCGGCCUGCGGGAAGGUGAUCCGGCUGCGGAAGCCGGCCCGCUUGGUCAACAGCGGGGGCCUCGCGACAGAACUUCCCUCGGAUCGACGGAGGAGGCUUUACAUCCCCUGUGGCCCAACCACAAGCGACAUCUGUUUCUGUGGAUUCCGUCUUCCCCGCUGGCCAGCAUGGUUUGCCAGCGGAUCCCCGGCCUCUGAGCUCAGGGAGGAGACGGCCGAUUGCAGAAUGACCACAGAACCCAUUAAGGAGGUCGUAGGGGCACCCAAGGGCCCCGAGCCCGCCGCGAUGGAGAAGAGUCUCAGCGAGGGGGCGGUCACCUCGGUGCCCCUGGUGAGCGAGAUCCAGCUGACGGCCGCCACGGGGGGAGCCGAGCUCUCUUGCUACCGCUGCACCAUCCCCUUCGGCGUGGUCAUCCUCAUCGCCGGGAUGGUGGUCACUGCCGUGGCUUACAGCUUCAACUCCCACGGCUCCAUCAUCUCCGUCUUCGGACUGCUCCUCCUGUCCUCGGGUGUCCUGCUCUUGGCCUCCAGCGCCUUGUGCUGGAAGAUCAGGCAGAGGCACAAGAAGGGCAAGAGGCGGGAGAGCCAGACGGCCCUCGUGGUCAACCAGAGGAGCCUCUUCGCCUAGGGACGCCUCGGACUCCGGGGUCCCCUGUGGCGACUCCCCCGGACCCACGUAGGAAGAAGCGGGAUGUCCGGGAUGGGAAUUACCCCGAGAAGGAUGGAGAGAUGCUCUUGGGAUCGUCUCGUGCCUCUAAUGACGAGAGGGGCCGGUGUUCGCGAAGACUGGAAAAAUGACCUCUCCGCCCUGUCCCCGAAGGCACUGAAGGGCAGAGGAGGAGCUGGCGCCGCGCCAGCGUCCGGGGCCGGACGUCCCCGACGACCGACGCGGAGUUCCAGCUCUGCCGACCGUCGUCCCCACGGCGAGGUCGACCUGGCGAGACGUCGGGACCGGCUUUGAGGGUCGGAGGGACACCUCCGAGUUCCCCCACGUUUCCUGGAAACGCUCCGAUCUUCCCGAAACUCGCUCGUCGUAUCUGCGGGUCUCUGCCCGUGUUUCUCUUCCGAUAAAUUAUCGUCGACGGUACUUUUCCUCGAACGCUAAACUCGGUAGGUUUGGCCGUCGGCUAGAAGGGGGUCGCCAUCCGCUCGAAUGCAGCGUGGUGGGAGUCGUCGAGGACCGAGCCCGGGCAGGAAAGCUCCUUUUUUGUAAAUUAAUUUUAACGUGAUCCCGUCUAGCACUUUCGAUGAUUUUUAUAUAAAAGUUUUAAAAAAUGUACACUUCAUUUAAAAUAAUAAACACUCCGUGCUGCUAGA
This is a messenger RNA of Ornithorhynchus anatinus (platypus), 1472 nucleotides long. RefSeq names its product transmembrane protein 100 (gene TMEM100). Lineage: Eukaryota; Metazoa; Chordata; Mammalia; Monotremata; Ornithorhynchidae. Gene Ontology annotation, biological process: cellular response to BMP stimulus. Bases 382 to 783 code for a protein of 133 amino acids. The transcript is spliced from 3 exons. The record is from RefSeq and is a predicted model, not a curated record.